Coregonus sp. 'balchen' is the source of this 3933-nucleotide messenger RNA. NCBI's taxonomy places the organism in Eukaryota, Metazoa, Chordata, Actinopteri, Salmoniformes, Salmonidae. The record is from the annotation of a GenBank genome assembly.
AUGGAGGAGGAGGGGAAGAGGGGUGGAGAGGUGGGGGGGGAGAGGAGGAGGGGGGAAGAGGGGGGGAGACGGUGGGGGGGGGGGGCGGAGGGGGAAGAGGGGUGGAGAGGUUGGGGGGGUGGGGGGAGGAGUGAGGGGAAGAGGGGUGGAGAGGUGGUUGUGUUGGGAGGAGAGGAGGAGGGGAAGAGGGGUGGAGGGGGGGGGGGGGGGGGAGAGGAGGAGGGGGAAGGGGGUGGAGAGGGUGGGGGGGAGGAGGAGGAGGGGAAGAGGGGGGAGAGGGGGGGGGGGGGGAGGAGGAGGGGAAGAGGGGGGAGAGGUGGGGGGGGGGGAGGAGGAGGGGAAGAGGGGGGGAGAGGGGGGGGGAGGAGAGGAGGAGGGGAAGAGGGGGGGGGGGAGAGGGGGGGGGGGAGGAGGGAGGAGGAGGGAAGAGGGUGGAGAGGUGGGGGGGGAGGAGGAGGGGAAGAGGGGUGGAGAGGUGGGGGGGGGGGAGGAGGAGGGGAAGAGGGGGUGGAGAGGGGGGGGGGGGGGGGGGGGAGGAGGGGGAAGAGGGGUGGAGAGGUGGGGGGAGGAGAGGAGGAGGGGAAGAGGGGUGGAGAGGUGGGGGGGGGAGGAGAGGAGGAGGGGAAGAGGGGUGGAGAGGUGGGGGGAGGAGAGGAGGAGGGGAAGAGGGGUGAAGAGGUGGGGGGGAGGAGGAGGGGAAAGGGGGGGAGUGGUGGGGGGAGAGGAGGAGGGGAAUAGGGGUGAAGAGGUGGGGGUGGAUGGGGAGGAGAGCAGGGUUGGUGGAGAGGAGAGGAGUGGAGGAGAGUUGGGGUGGGAGGUGGGUUGGGGGGUAGCCCAAGAGGUGGGGAUAGUGGAGAGUUUAAACCCCAAACAUCUGUGGUUCUUAAAAAAAAAAACAGACCCACUACCACAGGACAAAGCCAAAUAAUUAGCUUAACAACAUCUUUGACAAUUAGAUAGUGAUUUCCAAUGAGGGAUUAGCUGUGCUUUAGCACCAGCUGUAAAUAAAUAAUAAAAGCCAGACUCACCAGUAUGCAGGCUGUGGUGAUAAACUAGCACAGCAGAGGUACUCUUCAACUCUGGCUCUCUUAGGCAUUCCCAAAACAUUCUGCUGGAAUGGUUGUAAUAAACUAUACAAGAGGCUACAAGUGUGAGGGGAUUUCUAUUGGUUUCCUAUGACAUUUAUUGUACCUGUGUGCAUAUUACUAUUGAGACUACUCUCUUGAUAUUACACACCCCGGUUAGUGUGAGGAGGGUGAGUGAUAACCCCAGUUAGUGUGAGGAGGGUGAGUGAUAACCCAGUUAGUGUGAGGAGGGUGAGUGAUAACCCCCAGUUAGUGUGAGGAGGGUGAGUGAUAACCCCAGUUAGUGUGAGGAGGGUGAGUGAUAACCCCAGUUAGUGUGAGGAAGGUGAGUGAUAACCCCAGUUAGUGUGAGGAGGGUGAGUGAUAACCCCAGUUAGUGUGAGGAGGGUGAGUGAUAACCCCAGUUAGUGUGAGGAGGGUGAGUGAUAACCCCAGUUAGUGUGAGGAGGGUGAGUGAUAACCCCAGUUAGUGUGAGGAGGGUGAGUGAUAACCCCAGUUAGUGUGAGGAAGGUGAGUGAUAACCCCAGUUAGUGUGAGGAGGGUGAGUGAUAACCCCAGUUAGUGUGAGGAAGGUGAGAUCGUCUGACUGUCUCUGUCCCAUAGCUCUGUCCAAAAACUACCCUCCUCUCUUGCUCUCUCUCUCUCUCUCUCUCUCUCUCUCUCUUUACUCAGCUCUGAUGGUCUCCAGGCUACUGUAAAACAGUUUCACAACACAGCUUGAGGCUGAGAGAGAGAGAGAGAGAGUGUCUCAGUGACAAGCCAGGAAUUAAUGGAAAAUGACAAUGUUGGCUGGAUGUCUUUGGUACUCAGGUACCGGCUUCAGCUUGUUUUGAAACUCAGAGGCACAGUGAUAGAAUAUGUCUCCCUCCAAUUCCUUGGUAACAGAAUUAUGCUUAAAUGUACACCAAACCAAAACCAUUGAUUUCAAAGUUUAACAAACCAUACAACUGGUGGUAGACAGGAACCCUUUAUUCAAAGAGGGACACCCCCUGUUUAUCCAAGGAGGGACACCCCCUGUUUAUCCAAGGAGGGACACCCCCUGUUUAUCCAAGGAGGGACACCCCCUGUUUAUCCAUCCUCAAAGCCUCUGAUAUGACUGCCUGUCUCUCUCUUACAAUCUUUAAAUCAAUAAGGCAUUAUCACCAAUUAUGGUGCAACAAAUCUUGAGGUCAUCAUUCAGUGAAUCCAUUAUUUGUGUAUGUCAUGAGUCCUGCCAAGUGCCAACAAAGGCAUUUCUAACUUCCUUUUCCGGUUAGUCUCUUUCUGCGCCCCUCCCCUAGGUGACGUAAUUGAAACAGUUUCAUUGGUGGUUGGGCGGUGCACUCAGAGAUUCAGGAGGGUAUUCUCCUCCUCCCCCAUCACUGUCGCCGGGAUACUGCUGGUAAGAUGCCCUUUAAAUGAUAUUCAUUGUUUUCAUUGGUUAAAAAUAACUCUAUUGUUAUGAUUAACAUUCAUAUAUUUCGUGCUGAGAGGACAAAUGUUUUAAUUGUGUCAGUCAGUUUUAACCUCUAAUUAGACUACGCACUAGGUUGACUAUCGUAUUCUAGCCUGUAUUCAACUAUUGAGUGUACUACAGCGCGAGCAUCGUGUAGCUUGCCCUUUUUCUGUCGCUCGCUCCUUUAUUUGCGGUUUUCUCCGUUCCAUCCGGUUGAGUACUGUCUCAUCGAACGUGUCGGACGGCUGGAGUGGAAUGACUGGCACGAGCCUGACAGAUAUUCAAAACACUUUCCCUCGAGCCUUGUCUCGACGAUGCUUGCUUCUGGAGGUCGGGGCUCGGAAGAAUCCUGUCUUUAAAAGAAUGAGAGAGAGAGAGAGAGAGAGAGAGAGAGAGAGAGAGAGAGAGAGAGAGAGAGAGAGAUCAACAGUCAGACGGCUGGACACAUGCUUCAGCCCAGUGCAUUUAAUUGGCUGAUGAGAUUUCCAUUCCCUGCGUGUGUAUGGGCUAGUAGCCUAGUAGGCCUAGUCUGAUGGUGUUGAGAGGAGAGAUGGUUUGCCUCUACUGAAACCUUAUUUUGGGUGGAUUGCUGAGUGUUGUUAUGAAGGUUUCCUUUACAUACAAUAUUAAUUUCAGAUACGUUCUAUAUUUAAAGACCUCUCAAAAUAGAAUGUCCUCUCGUUUAGCCUACUUGAGUCUACUUUCAAGAAUCGCAUGAAAGCAAUCAACUCGGGCUUCUCCGCUUCGUCUUCUUCUUCUUUGCAUUUGUACUUAAAUAACGAUGUGUCAACUGGGUUAUUUUCAGCCAGAAGAACACAGCGCGGGGAGGGACUGUCUGGGUGAUGUGAUGUGGAAGUAGACUAGGCUAUUGAACUGAACGUCCAUCCUCCCUAUAUGGCACCAUGAACCCUGCAUCAAGCGGCGCUGCCCGACUCGCGCAGCCAGCUAGACAAUAGCAACAGAAAGCAGCAGCAACAGCGCGCUUCCUCUCCGGCUGGCGGCAAAGACACUCGAUCUAAAGAGACACCGAAAAGCAGCACUCCGUCAAAAGAGCAACACGUCAAAGCAGUGCGGAGGAGGGAGAGGCAGCCGCGGCAGCUCUCCGGUCUCCACGGCAACCAGCAAACACAGACAGUCUUCUUCUUUCACACGCGCGGCAGGCGUGGCAGGCGCGGCCCCUGUCCAGCCCGAAAGGUGCUGAAAUCCAGACGUUGAGCAGGGCGGCGGCGGCGGCUGGGAGCGGCAGAGGUGCGGCAGAGGAGGGCAGUGGUCAGUCUGAAGACUCGCGUUGUACUGACAUAUCGUGCUUUAAGUGGGAUACAACACGGGUUGUUUCUGAUCAGCCUUGUUCAUCCAAAUCUCCUAAACUGAAGAACAAUAACCCGAGAGGAGGUGGAGGAGGAGGAGCUUAG